AUGACUUCGCAGCUCUACUCUCGAUAUAUUCCACCCGUCAAAAAGAGUACAGAUUCGGAUACCACCCUCCAGCCUAUAAAUCCGACCCCGGCUCCGCCUAUUGUGCAAAUUGACCCCUCCUCCACAUAUGCACGAUAUAUUCCUCCCCCAAAACCUAAAUCGAGCCACCCUUCCGAAUUAGACGGGGAAAGAAAUCCCAAAAGGCUCAAGAAAAGCAAUGAGGAUACAAGCAGCAGCAUACAAAAAGAGAAUGUUCUCUCUGUUCCAAGUCAGGAGCCCAGGCCAAAAAAGUCGACGCCCAGGAAAGAGAAACAAGCAGAGAAGGCCGGAGGAGAUAUAAGGCAUGUCAGUACGCAAAAUCUGCCGGUUGUCGAGGAUGCCCGACACGAAAAACUCAUGAAGAAGCGUGAUAAAUCCCUCCGAAAAGCAGAGAAAUUAUCAGAGAAAUCGGUAGAGCCAACAAACACCCAACCAGUAGAAGAUGUCCCAGAGCCCACGGAGCCCCACGACCUAGUACCUCUACCACAGCCCGAGCCUGUUCCCGAAUUGCCUUUACAAUCCACUACAUCUUCCCUACCUUCCUGGCUAGCAUCGCCAAUACGAGUAUCGCAGAGUGCAACAGCACAAUUUAAAGAUGUCGGAAUGCAGGAAUCUACAGCAACUGCGUUGUCUUCGAAAGGGUUCAAAGAAGCCUUCGCGGUCCAAGCAGCUGUCUUGCCACUGCUCCUCCCAGGUCCAUCUCAGCAGCCCGGCGACAUUCUUGUAUCAGCUGCAACCGGGUCCGGGAAGACUCUCGCCUAUGUUUUACCUAUGAUUGAGGCAUUGAGUCGGCAUAGGGUUACAAAACUACGUGGUGUUAUUGUCGUGCCUACAAGAGAGCUUGUUACACAAUUGAAAGAUGUAUCAGACACCUGUGCUUCUGCGUUUUCAUCUGAACGAGAUAGGAGGCGUGUGAAGAUUGGAACUGCAAUUGGGAGCGGCAACUUCAGGAGCGAACAAUCUGCUUUGAUGGAUCAGCAUUUAACAUACGACCCGAAAAAAUACCAAGCUCUCAUAUCACGCCUCAAUUCAAAAUGGCAGGCUGACAGUGAUGCGGAUUAUGAGUAUCUCUUUGGGGAAGAAGAGUCUGCUCCCGCCCUUCCGGACCACGUUAGCGAAUCAUCUUUAAAGAUUGACGUACUCAUUUGCACACCCGGCAGGCUCGUCGAGCAUCUCAAAUCAACACCUGGCUUCUCUCUGCAAGAUUUAACGUGGCUCAUCGUCGAUGAAGCUGACAAGUUGCUGGAUCAAAGCUUCCAGCAAUGGCUGGAUGUCGUGAUUGGGCAAUUGCCACAACCGAGCGCAUUCGGACGACGAGAACACAUUCGAAAAAUCAUUCUCAGUGCGACUAUGACUAAAGAAGUUGGACAACUCAAUAGUUUCAAGCUUUAUCGUCCAAAGCUUGUAGUACUGGAGGGCUCGGCCUCUACAGAGGCCUAUGAAGGUGGACAUGUUCUUCCCUCACUUCUAACUGAAUCUGCAAUCAAAGUUGAGGACGAGGGUAUCAAACCGCUGUACUUGCUUGAAAUUUUGAAGCGCCAAAGUCUAGUGGUACCCGCCAAGAGUCACUCGACAUCGCCCACAGAUUCCUCUGAAUCUGAAUCGGAUACAUCAGAUGACGAGGCACCCACUCUCCAGAAACUCUCUAUGUUACCAGAGCCGGUGGACGGAAAUGCCCCCACCGAGUUUGAGACUACGGCAACUCCACGGGGUGUUUUGAUUUUUACCAAGUCGAAUGAGAGCGCUUUACGUCUAGGUCGCCUAAUCGCUAUUUUGGAACCAGAUUCUUCUGCCCUUGUGGCAACUCUCACCUCGACAACACGAAAUUCUACAAGAAGGGCUGCCUUGAGAUCUUUUCAAUCUGGGAAACUGUCAAUUCUUGUCGCCUCGGAUCUUGUAUCUCGUGGUCUGGACCUUCCCAACUUGGCACAUGUUAUCAAUUAUGAUGUCCCUGGCAGCAUUACUAGCUAUGUGCAUCGUGUUGGAAGAACAGCCAGAGCAGGAAAGCCUGGUCAUGCGUGGACACUGUUUACUGGAAGUGAAGGAAGGUGGUUUUGGAAUGAGAUCGGUCGCUCAACCGCGAUCGAGAGACUCGCAGAGUCAAAAGUCGAGAGAGUCAAUAUCAAAGCGUCCCUCUUCGAUGGCGAGAAAUUGAGAUACGAGGCUGCUUUAGAGAAACUGGGAGAAGAAGCAGGCGGUUCAAAGUCUUGA
This is a messenger RNA of Lachnellula hyalina, 2250 nucleotides long. It is a transcript of the gene dbp6, whose product is annotated as ATP-dependent RNA helicase. Gene Ontology annotation, molecular function: ATP binding; nucleic acid binding. Lineage: Eukaryota; Fungi; Ascomycota; Leotiomycetes; Helotiales; Lachnaceae. Bases 1 to 2250 code for a protein of 749 amino acids. The record is from RefSeq and is a predicted model, not a curated record. The transcript has a single exon. Gene Ontology annotation, cellular component: nucleus.